AUGAACUGUUCGGGGUGGACAUUUUAUUGGACGAAGAUCUCAAACCGUGGCUUUUGGAGGUCAACAUAUCCCCAUCUCUGCAUUCUGGCACUCCUCUCGACGUUUCCGUCAAGGCGCCGUUGGCAAAGGAUGUCCUCAACAUGGCUGGAAUCUACGUCCCACCCAGCAUGGAAAACUUGGCUACAGCUGAUUACAGUACAAAACCGCGGAACUGGCCAAAAGAGGAAGAACAUGUAC
Messenger RNA from Ostertagia ostertagi, 237 nucleotides. NCBI's taxonomy places the organism in Eukaryota, Metazoa, Nematoda, Chromadorea, Rhabditida, Trichostrongylidae. The record is from the annotation of a GenBank genome assembly.